Messenger RNA from Cryptomeria japonica (Japanese cedar), 2273 nucleotides. RefSeq names its product heat shock 70 kDa protein 8. Gene Ontology annotation, molecular function: ATP-dependent protein folding chaperone; heat shock protein binding; ATP binding. Bases 302 to 2041 code for a protein of 579 amino acids. NCBI's taxonomy places the organism in Eukaryota, Viridiplantae, Streptophyta, Pinopsida, Cupressales, Cupressaceae. Gene Ontology annotation, cellular component: cytoplasm. The transcript has 2 exons. Gene Ontology annotation, biological process: cellular response to unfolded protein; protein refolding. The record is from RefSeq and is a predicted model, not a curated record.
AUUUAACGCCUUUUGAAAUUACACAUGGAGACAUUUGACGUUGACACGUAUCAAAAAAUUCUGGAUUGUUCUUGAAAGACGGCGGUGUCCCUGCAUCCUCUUCGACUUAAAUAGAAAGCUCUGGAAAUAAUGUAUUUAUUCCAUUUUCCUAACCAUCUUAUUUAUCCGCUUCUUACUUAUUUAAAUGUUUCAGAGUCUUUCUGGCAUCAGCUUUAAUCAUCAAAGGCCGCAGCUUAAUACUGUUUUCAGAAAACUUUGAGGAUACAAAGAGGGAUUUUCGGUAAACAGUUGAAGCGCCAAAAUGAGCGACGGAAAAAUAGGUUACACAGUGGCUUCUGACAGUGAGGCGGUGAGUGAUGAUGUGGAAGGCAGCACUCCCUUUGUGGAGACGGCCAUCGGAAUUGAUGUGGGAACCUGCGAGUGCCGUGUGGCGGUGUGGAGGGAUUCAAAGGUGGAACUUCUGCAAAAUCCAGGAGGAGAGAGGAUGAUGCCUUCCUAUGUUCUGUUCCAGGGAGACACUCCAUCCACCGGUGUAAGCUCCAACAUUCCGUAUCAUCAUCCUCUGGAACUGCUCUCCGGAAGUGCGAUCUUCAAUGUGAAAAGGUUAAUUGGGAGGAUGGACACGGACCCUGUUGUGCAUAAUAGUAAGAAUUUGCCAUUUAAGAUAGAGACACUGGAAAUCGGUGUUCGGCCAUUUAUUGCAGCACUAUCUGGUGGUGUGUGGCGUUCUACCACUCCUGAAGAAGUUCUGGCUAUUCUUCUUGUGGAGUUGAGAGCCAUGGCGGAGGUCCAGCUGGGACGAGCUGUGCGAAAUGUUGUGUUGACGAUGCCUGUUUCCUUCAGUCGGUUUCAGCAGACUCGUAUUGAGAGAGCUUGUGCCAUGGCCGGCUUACAUGUUCUUCGGAUGAUGCCAGAGCCCACGGCAGCGCUUCUUUUGUAUGCUCAACACCAACAGAUGGUGCCUCAGGGGAAUUCAGGAAGUGUGUCUGAGAAGCUUGCAGUUAUUUUUAACAUGGGUGCUGGGUUCUGCGAUGUUGCCGUUGCUGCAACAGCUGGGGGAGUUUCACAGAUUAAAGCCCUUGCAGGGGCUGCCAUUGGUGGUGAAGACAUUUUGCAGAAUGUUAUGCGGUAUGUUGCCCCAGAAAUAUAUCCCCUUUCUGUGAGUAAAAGUGGAGAGGCAGCUAGAAUAGUAGGCAUGCUUCGAAUCGCUACUCAGAAUGCCAUCCACACACUGUCUUCCCAUGAUAGUGCUUCUAUAGAAAUUGACUUGAGUAAUGAGAUGAAGAUAUCCAAUACUCUGCUACGAAAUGAUUUUGAGAAAAUCAAUUAUGAAGUGUUUCAGAAGUGUGAGAACCUAAUUGCCCAAUGCUUACAUGAUUCACAGAUAGAUGUGGAGAAUAUAGCAGAUGUUAUACUUGUGGGUGGUUGCUCACACAUUCCUAAAAUUCGCAGUCUGCUAUUGAGUCUCUGUCAAAGCAAGGCUGUAUAUGAGGGUUUGAAACCACUGGAGGCAGCAGUAUGUGGUGCUGCUCUAGAAGGGGCAAUUGCAUCUGGAGUUUGUGAUCCUAACCUUGAGCUGCUAACCAUUCAAGCAACUCCUUUGAGCCUGGGUGUUAGGGCUGAUGGCACUAAUGUUAUCUCCAUUGUUCACAGGAAUGCCACUAUUCCAGCAAGCAAGGAUGCAUAUUUCACUACUAGUUAUGACAAUCAGUCUGAUGCUCUCAUUAUAGCGUAUGAAGGUGAAGGGAAGAAAAUGGGGGAGAAUCAUCUCUUGGGGUUUUUUAAACUGUCAGGAAUUCCUCCUGCUCCCAGAGGUGUUCCAUUAAUUAAUGUCUGUAUGGAUGUUGAUGCAGCAAAUGUGCUGAGAGUUUUCGCUGGUGUGACAAUGCCAGAGUCUAAGACCCCUGUUAUUCCUUAUGUUGAAGUUAGGAUGCCAAAUAUCGAUGAUGGUCAUGGGUGGGGCAUUGAAGCACUUCUCAAAAAGUAUGGUACAUCUCUCGACAUUUGCACUGCACAAAAGUAUCCUCAGAAGCAAGAGUAAAGGUAUGCAAUCAAGUUGUGGUCCUAGGAUUUAGACUCAGGGUGGGUAAGGGUACUGUUAAUAAAAGUUUGUGCUGGAGAUUGAAAUAAAUUUCAGAGGAGCUUCCAUGAUGUCAAUAUUUUUCUUGUCCAUCUAAACUUAAGUAUUUCUUCGAGUUUCGUAUACAUGUAAUAAUACAAUGCUCUUAACCGUGAAGUAAUAACAUCUAUACAGUGUUUGAGCCAUUACUUAA